CUCUUCUUCAACCGCUUAUAAUUAUCUCGGAAAUGCUUGCCCCACGUACAACCCGUAUUCACCGCACUUAUAUACACCCUACAACUUCCAAGGGGAACGUUAACAAAGAAAAUGCCCAUGCUCUUCCUUCCAAAACGCCCUCUCGGAUAGGUGGGAAACAACUCAUUGGCCCUGCAACGGGUAUGAGAAUGGCUCUGGGCGCGAAGACUGAGGGAAGGGACAGAAAUGUGUUGCGGCAGCAGGGUGAAGGUAAAGGAAAAGGCCGAGAAGUAGAUGAUAUUGAGCCUAAACGGCUAUUUGUUAACUCCUCUAAAGAUUCCAUCCCGCCUUCCAAAUCCCUCUCAUCUAUGCCUCCCAUCCCUUCCUUACCCACACGCACGCCCGCUCCGCGACGUAUCGCCCCUUCGCAAUCUCAAACUCUCCGCACACCCGCACCGACCUUCAAAUUCGUCGAACCUCAACCUACACCACUCCCUUCUGCUACUCGAACUGGCCGACGAUCGCGUCAGUCACUUUCAAGUACACCUGGAAAGGGUGAUCUGGGCUUAGACAAGCAGAAAGGACAACAAUUUGUCACACCCGCGCCAGUUAGGUGGGAAGAGGAUUUGUCGCUCGGUAGUGUGGAAGUUGAACACUUGGAAGGUCUGGAGGAGCUUGAGGAAGAAGAGGAUGGGGAGCCGGAAUACAUGCCUCCUCCUGUCCAAGAACUACCAUACGAUCCCGGAUGGGAUGUUCCCGACCUUAAAGAGAUCUUUGGCAAAAUCGCAACUAUGCCACUACUAUUCGGUAUUGGUAACGAGAUGCCGGAACCUCCGGAGCUGAUCUUUGAGGAGGAAGAGGUUGGUCCUCUUCGGCUUUGUAAGGACGACGAUCUAGAAGAAGACUGGUUGAAGCCAAAUAUAGCAGACCAUUAAGAUCAUCAAUAACUGCCAGAAUCCCUGCCUUUAUGAUGUAGACGGGAACGAAGAGCCUUAGCAUGUGAAGUAGCUUUAACAGAACCGCCAUAACGAUGGGAUGGAUGUAGGUCGGCCUGCGCUUGGAGAGUAAUAACCCCGUAUAUGAACUGUGACUUGUUUGACGAAGGGGAAGUGAUCAAGUAAUCAUACAGUGUUUUGUAUAAUCGUGGAGAAUAUGUUGUUUGAUACCGCCCAUUUGAUUUAAUGAUAUUACCACGAACGAUUCUGGAUACCUAUGCGAUGUUUAUGACAUGCUUUACAGUUGACAGUUA
Molecule: messenger RNA, 1228 nt
Organism: Cryptococcus deneoformans JEC21
Lineage: Eukaryota; Fungi; Basidiomycota; Tremellomycetes; Tremellales; Cryptococcaceae
Exons: 4
Coding region: 33-914 (293 amino acids)
Source: RefSeq, a predicted model, not a curated record